GGGCAGUCAAGUGAGUCGCCUACGUGCCCACUGAGUCGUAUUGGCGCGGUGCGGACGAGUGGCGGCUAGCGCGCACCCUUGUUGCGAAUUGCUUCAGCUGCUGAGGCCAAGUUUGGUCAGUUGUCGUGCGCUGAUCGAGGCGACAACAUCCUCCCGAUCCAGCACAGCACUGCAGUUCCGUGGGCCAAGGGCGAUCAGUCGCGGAAAUCGACCUCACUCGUGCCAUAAUCUAAGGUCAUGGAUCAGCUUCUUGACGACGUCCUGGUCCUGGUGAUGACGCGGCUCAGCGUGGAGGACGUCUUCACCUGCCGCCUGGUGUGCAAGAGACUGGCAGCCCUUGCCCUUCACCCGGACGUUUGGCGGAAUCGUGUCUUCAAAAAUCUUCGAAUGGGAAGAGGCAAGUGCUUGCUGUGCCCGGUGCUGCGCCUGGCGCCGAGCCUCCGCACGCUCGCUCUGAGGAUGUGCAGUUACGACACCACGCCUCACCGGUCACGCGAGAUUACGUGUGGCGUCCGGAAGCUGCGUCUCAGUGUGGACCCGGCGGGGGUGGAACUGGCCGUCUACUUCAUCCGGCGGUUCGCGGCGCUCGGCCGGCUCAGAGUCAUCUGUCUGGAUUGGGACACUUUUGAGCAUGCUUAUGAAGACGACAUGUGGCCCGCCGCCGCACCUGAAGCUGUCCGCCCCGGGCAGGCAGCUGAGCUAGCUGGCGCUGAAAUAACUCCAGCUCCCGGUCCCGGCCCAGGCGUAGGCGGACGGCGGCAAGAACCUGCACGCAGGCGACCCAACUCUGUAUGUCGUGGAGGCCUCGCGCCGCGCACUGAGAUGGCCGCUGCUGGGAGGGAGCUGGAGCGGAGCGCCUAGUGGCGGCGGGGUAGG
Messenger RNA from Frankliniella occidentalis (western flower thrips), 876 nucleotides. RefSeq lists its product as uncharacterized. The coding region runs from base 238 to 861 and encodes 207 amino acids. Gene Ontology annotation, molecular function: protein binding. The transcript has 2 exons. NCBI's taxonomy places the organism in Eukaryota, Metazoa, Arthropoda, Insecta, Thysanoptera, Thripidae. The record is from RefSeq and is a predicted model, not a curated record.